GCCCCGGCCGGGCGACGCGGCCAACGAGGGCCCUCGCGGGGCGACGGUAGCUGCAGCCGUGCCCUUCUUGCUCCUCUUGAAGAUGGAGAAGAUGCUCGUGAGCUGCUUGCUGCUGCUCCUUGGACAACUGCCCUUCUUCCUCCCCACUGCAGCCAGAGAACGGUCCCACAGCAGGUCUCUCUCCAGAGGCAGACACACUCGGACCCACCCCCAGACAGCACUCCUUGAGAGCUCCUGUGAGAACAAGCGUGCAGACCUGGUCUUCAUUAUUGACAGCUCCCGCAGCGUCAACACCUAUGACUAUGCGAAGGUCAAGGAGUUCAUCAUGGACAUCUUGCAGUUCCUGGACGUUGGUCCUGAUGUCACCCGAGUGGGCCUGCUCCAGUACGGCAGCACGGUCAAGAACGAGUUCUCCCUGAAGACCUUCAAGAGGAAGUCAGAGGUGGAGCGAGCCGUCAAGAGGAUGAGGCAUCUGUCCACAGGCACCAUGACGGGGCUGGCCAUCCAGUACGCCUUGAACAUUGCCUUCUCCGAGGCAGAGGGGGCCCGGCCCCUGCGGGAGAACGUGCCCCGGGUCAUCAUGAUCGUGACAGAUGGGAGGCCGCAGGACUCCGUGGCCGAGGUGGCCGCAAAGGCUCGGGACACAGGCAUCCUGAUCUUUGCCAUUGGGGUGGGCCAGGUGGACCUCAACACACUGAAGGCCAUUGGGAGUGAGCCCCAUGAGGACCACGUCUUCCUGGUGGCCAACUUCAGCCAGAUCGAGUCGCUGACCUCCGUGUUCCAGAACAAGCUGUGCACGGUUCAUAUGUGCAGCAUCCUGGACCACAACUGUGCCCACUUCUGUAUCAACACCCCUGGCUCCUAUGUCUGCAGGUGCAAACAAGGGUAUAUUCUCAACUUGGAUCAGAAGACUUGCAGAAUCCAGGAUUUAUGUGCCACGGAGGACCAUGCCUGCGAGCAGCUCUGUGUGAAUGUGCCUGGCUCCUUUGUCUGCCAGUGCUACAGUGGCUACACCCUGGCUGAGGACGGGAAAAGGUGUGUGGCUGUGGACUACUGUGCUUUGGAAAACCAUGGGUGUGAACAUGAAUGUGUAAAUGCUGAUAACUCCUACUUGUGCCGCUGCCGCCAAGGAUUUGCUCUUAAUCCAGAUGAAAAGUCCUGCACAAAGAUAGACUACUGUGCCUCUCCUGGUCACGGAUGCCAGCAUGAAUGCGUCAACACUGACAAUUCCUAUGCCUGCCGCUGUCUGAAAGGCUUUACCCUGAAUCCAGACAAGAAAACCUGCAGAAGGAUCAACUACUGCGCACUGAACAAACCAGGCUGUGAGCACGAAUGUGUCAACACAGAGGAGGGCUACUACUGCCGUUGCCGCCGUGGCUACACCCUGGACCCCAACGGCAAGACAUGCAGCAGGGUGGACCACUGUGCACAGCAGGACCACGGCUGUGAACAGCUGUGCCUGAACACAGAGGACUCCUUCGUCUGCCAGUGCUCCGAGGGCUUCCUCAUCAACGAUGACCUCAAGACCUGCUCCCGAGUGGAUUAUUGCCUGCUCAGCAACCAUGGUUGUGAAUAUUCUUGUGUCAACACGGACAAGUCCUUUGCCUGUCAGUGUCCAGAGGGACAUGUGCUCCGCAGCGAUGGGAAGACCUGUGCACAACUGGACUCCUGUGCUUUGGGGAACCAUGGCUGUGAACAUCUGUGUGUCAGCAAAGAAGACUCUUUUGUGUGCCAGUGCUUUGAGGGGUACACCCUCCGUGAUGAUGGGAAAAGCUGCAGACGGAAAGAUGUCUGCCAAGCUGUGACCCAUGGCUGUGAGCACGUUUGUGUGAGCAGUGGUGAGUCGUACACUUGCAAAUGCCUGGAGGGAUUCAGACUUGCUGAGGAUGGAAAACGCUGCAGAAAACUGGACUCCUGUGCUUUGGGGGACCAUGGCUGUGAACAUUUGUGUAUCAGCAAAGAAGACUCCUUUGUGUGCCGGUGCUUUGAGGGGUACACCCUCCGUGAUGACAGGAAAACCUGCAGACGGAAGGAUGUCUGCAAGUCCACCCAGCAUGGCUGCGAACACAUUUGUGUGAACAGUGGCGACUCCUAUGUCUGCAAGUGCUCGGAGGGAUUCAUCCUCGCUGAGGGUGGAAGGCGCUGCAAGAGAUGUACUGAAGGCCCCAUUGACCUGGUCUUUGUGAUUGAUGGAUCCAAGAGCCUUGGAGAGGAGAAUUUUGAGAUUGUGAAGCAGUUUGUCACUGGAAUUAUCGAUUCCCUGGCAGUUUCCCCCAAAGCUGCUCGAGUGGGGCUGCUCCAGUAUUCCACGCAGGUCCGCACAGAGUUUACCCUGAGAAAUUUCAGCUCAGCCAGAGACAUGAAGAAAGCCGUGGUCCACAUGAAAUACAUGGGCAAGGGCUCCAUGACGGGACUGGCAUUGAAACACAUGUUUGAGAGAAGCUUCUCACAAGCAGAAGGGGCCAGGCCCCUCUCCACACGGGUUCCCAGAGCGGCCAUCGUGUUUACUGAUGGACGGGCUCAGGAUGAUGUCUCCGAGUGGGCCAGUAAAGCCAAGGCCAAUGGCAUCACUAUGUAUGCUGUUGGGGUAGGAAAAGCUAUCGAGGAAGAACUACAAGAGAUUGCUUCAGAGCCCACUGACAAGCACCUCUUCUAUGCAGAAGACUUCAGCACCAUGGGCGAGAUAAGUGAAAAACUGAAGCAAGGCAUCUGCGAAGCUCUAGAAGAUUCAGAUGGAAGACAGGAUUCCCCAGCAGAGGAAUUUCCACAGAAAGUCCACCAGCCAACAGAAUCUGAACCAGUCACCAUAAAUAUCCGAGACCUACUUUCCUGUUCUAAUUUUGCAGUGCAGCAUAGAUAUCUGUUUGAAGAAGACAAUCUUCCGUGGUCUACGCAUAAACGGUUCCACUCAACCAAAUCUUCAGGAAGCCCUUUGGAAGAGAAACACGAUCAAUGCAAAUGUGAAAACCUCAUCAUGUUCCAGAACCUUGCCAAUGAAGAAGUAAGAAAACUAACCCAGCGCUUAGAAGAAAUGACAGAGCGAAUGGAAGCCUUGGAAAACCGCCUAAGAUACAGAUGAAGACUAGAAAUGCUCUAUACUUAUUUGUCAAUAUAGAAGGGUUACAGUGAAAGGCACUCACAGCCCCACAGCUCAGGCUGUAGUUGUCUAUGAAAAUACAGCCAGCACCAAGGAAGCUGGUAUUUCAUACAAAAAAAAAAAAAAGCAAAAUGUAGACACUAACUUUAGUAUAGUUUCUGACAAAACAUCCUGAAGAAUUCUAAGAUGGGUUUAUUGUAAGAAUAAAUAAGCUAUGCAAGGUAUUUCAUAAUGUACCAUGGAUAUGAUUUUCUUCUGCCUCAUCCUGCCUAAUGUUGGAGUCUUAUUUCUGUACAAUACUGGCUAUGGGAAAUGCCUUUUGUGUGUGUGUGUGCGUGGUGGAGGUGGUAGUACUCGGGAUUGAACUCAGGGCUCCCUGCUCUUGCUUAGUUAUCUACUCACAGCUGGUGUUCUACCACUUGAGCCAUGACUUUUCUGGCAGAAAUGCUAAUUUUUUUGUACUUACCUUGAUAUGUAUAUGAUUGUAAGCAUAAAAUCAUUGGACAUAUGUACUUGUGUAACAAGCUAAAUUUUUUAUACAAUAUUAAAAUUGGCCACUUUCGA
This is a messenger RNA of Dipodomys ordii (Ord's kangaroo rat), 3661 nucleotides long. It is a transcript of the gene Matn2, whose product is annotated as matrilin 2. The record is from RefSeq and is a predicted model, not a curated record. Gene Ontology annotation, molecular function: calcium ion binding. NCBI's taxonomy places the organism in Eukaryota, Metazoa, Chordata, Mammalia, Rodentia, Heteromyidae. Bases 83 to 3079 code for a protein of 998 amino acids. The transcript is spliced from 20 exons.